AUGGCAGAAAGUCUGGAUAGAUGUAUAGAUGAUAUUGAGAGGGCAGUGGAGUCCAUGUCUACGCUCUACUUCAAGCCACCGGGAAUUUUUCAUAAUGCCAUCUUACAGGGAACUAGCAACAAAGCAAGCAUUAGGAAAGACAUUACUAGACUAAUUAAAGACUGCAACCACGACGAGGCGUACCUCCUGUUUAAAGUAGACCCUGAGAAACAGUCCGUCUCACGUAGAGAUGGUAAGGAGGGUGUAUUUGAUUAUGUGAACAAAAGAGAUGUGGAUAUGAAAAGAAAUAGAAGGUUAGGUAGACCAGGAGAAAAACCAAUUAUUCAUGUACCGAAAGAAGUAUACUUGAAUAAAGACCGCUUGGAUUUGAGCAAUAAAAGGAGGAAAACUAUGGCUACAGGUGGCAAUGGUUUAAAUAACUUUAUUUUUGAUACAGAUAUUAUAGGGUCCUCGGUCAUUUCGAAUUCAAGCUCAGGUACCUUCAAGGCGUUAUCUGCCGUGUUCAAGGAUGACCCACAAAUUCAACGACUCUUAUAUGCCUUGGAAAAUGGGAGCGUGCUUAUGGAAGGAGAAACCAAUAACCAAAGGAGGAAAACCAUAUUUGUUGAGGAUUUCCCCACCGAUUUAAUCCUAAAGGUUAUGGCAGAAGUAACAGACUUAUGGCCACUAACAGAGUUCAAGCAGGAUUACGACCAAUUGUACCAUAAUUACGAGCAAUUAUCUUCGAAGUUGCGGUUCAUUAAGAAAGAGGUUCGGCUUCAAGAUGAUCGCUUAAAGACUAUGUCAAAAUAUCAUCCUUCCUCUUCUCAUGAUGUUGCCAGGAUUAUUCGCAAGGAAAAAGAUGAAAUUAGGCGGCUGGAAAUGGACAUAGCAGACUUGCAAGAGCAAGAUACCACUUCUACUCAAGAAUAA
Messenger RNA from Saccharomyces mikatae IFO 1815, 912 nucleotides. RefSeq names its product Spc34p (gene SPC34). The coding region runs from base 1 to 912 and encodes 303 amino acids. The record is from RefSeq and is a predicted model, not a curated record. Gene Ontology annotation, biological process: attachment of spindle microtubules to kinetochore. Lineage: Eukaryota; Fungi; Ascomycota; Saccharomycetes; Saccharomycetales; Saccharomycetaceae. Gene Ontology annotation, cellular component: DASH complex; spindle microtubule. The transcript has a single exon.